Molecule: messenger RNA, 1972 nt
Organism: Siniperca chuatsi (mandarin fish)
Lineage: Eukaryota; Metazoa; Chordata; Actinopteri; Centrarchiformes; Sinipercidae
Product: zona pellucida sperm-binding protein 4-like
Exons: 8
Coding region: 48-1811 (587 amino acids)
Biological process (GO): binding of sperm to zona pellucida; prevention of polyspermy
Cellular component (GO): egg coat
Molecular function (GO): structural constituent of egg coat; acrosin binding
Source: RefSeq, a predicted model, not a curated record
GCAAGUGGUACACUUGGGGACUGUCCAGGUCAAACUGCUGUUAAACCAUGGCAAAGUGCUGGAGUGUCACCUCUUUAUUGGCACUAGCACUGCUCGGGUGCUUAGUUGGUACUGAGGUAGAAGCUCAGGCUCCUCAGUAUCCUCAAGUGCCACCGGUCCUUCCACCUGUUCUACCGCCGAAGGUUCCUCAGUAUCCUCAAGUACCACAGGUCCUUCCACCUGUUCUACCGCCGAAGGUUCCUCAGUAUCCUCAGUAUCCUCAAGUGCCACCGGUCCUUCCACCUGCUCUACCGCCGAAGGUUCCUCAGUAUCCUCAGUAUCCUCAGUAUCCUCAGUAUCCUCAAGUGCCACCGGUCCUUCCACCUGCUCUACCGCCGAAGGUUCCUCAGUAUCCUCAAGUACCACCGGUCCUUCCACCUGCUCUACCACCGAAGGUUCCUCAGUAUCCUCAGUAUCCUCAAGUGCCACCGGUCCUUCCACCUGCUCUUCCGCCGAAGGUUCCUCAGUAUCCUCAGUAUCCUCAAGUGCCACCGGUCCUUCCACCUCAUCUACCACCAAAGGUUCCUCAGUAUCCUCAGUAUCCUCAAGUGCCACCGGUCCUUCCACCUCAUCUACCACCAAAGUUUCCUCAGUACGAUCAGGACCAGCAGGUUCCUCAACCUCAGCAACCAAAGUCCCCUGCAGUGCCACAGACACCUUCCGUUUACAAGCCAAGUGCGGCAACGCAAUCUCCUGUCCAGAGUUGUGAGGUGGCAGUAAACGUAAGAAUCCCAUGUGGUGGGGCUGAUGUCUCUGCUGCUGGAUGUGAUGCUUUAAACUGCUGCUUUGAUGGCCGAGGCUGCUACUUUGGAAAGGCAGUGACUGUCCAGUGCACCAAGGAUGCCCAGUUCAUUGUAGUAGUGGCCAGAGAUGCCACUCUGCCCAACAUUGACCUCGACUCAAUCUCACUGUUGGGACAAGGUCAAAGCUGUACACAUGUUGACUCUAAUUCAGAAUUUGCCAUCUACCAGUUUCCUGUUACUGCCUGCAGCUCCGUUGUUAUGGAGGAGCCUGGUGUUAUAAUAUAUCAGAACAGGAUGUCCUCCUCAUAUGAAGUGGGAGUUGGGCCUCUUGGAGCUAUUACCAGGGACAGCCAGUAUGAAUUGCUCUUCCAGUGUAGGUACAUCGGCACUUCUGUUGAAACUCUGGUUGUAGAAGUGUUACCAUUACAAGAUCCUCCACUACCUGUUGCUGCUUUGGGGCCCAUCAGAGUACAACUGAAGUUGGCUAAUGGACAAUGCAAUACAAAGGGUUGUAAUGAAGUGGAUGUGGCCUACAGCUCUUUCUAUACGGAGGCAGACUAUCCUGUGACCAAAGUACUGAGGGACCCUGUGUACGUGCAGGUUCAACUCAUUGAAAAGACAGAUCCCAACCUUAUCCUGACUCUUGGUCGCUGUUGGACAACCACAAGCCCCAACCCUCACAGUCUGCCCCAGUGGGACAUUCUGAUAGACGGGUGUCCAUACAGGGAUGAUCGCUACUUGUCCUCACUGGUUCCAGUCGGUCCCUUCUCUGGUGUGGACUUCCCAAGUCACUACAGGCGUUUCAUUUUCAAAAUGUUUACCUUCGUGGACCCCAAAUCAAUGGAACCCCUGAAGGAACAGGUGUACAUUCACUGCAGUACAGCUGUUUGCUCUGCUGCACUGGGCCGCUCCUGUGAACCAUCAUGCUUCAGAAAAAAGAGAGAUGUCAAGGCUGCGGACCAGAAGACGGAUGAGCCAAAGGUUGUGGUGUCUGUUGGACCAGUGAUCAUGGGCGCCCCUGAGCAGUAAACAGCACAGCGUCGAGCUCAACAAUUUGGCAAAAUACAAUAAACUUUUCUAGAAAUGUUUACUGUAAAUGAUAAAUGGUAGCUAUUCCAUUGUCUUGAUGUGAUCGCAGAAUUAAGUCUUUAGAAAUAUAAAACCGAUCUCAUAAAAUUCAUGUCAUCUUA